Ananas comosus (pineapple) is the source of this 889-nucleotide messenger RNA. RefSeq names its product formin-like protein 16. The record is from RefSeq and is a predicted model, not a curated record. NCBI's taxonomy places the organism in Eukaryota, Viridiplantae, Streptophyta, Magnoliopsida, Poales, Bromeliaceae. The transcript is spliced from 3 exons. The coding region runs from base 57 to 635 and encodes 192 amino acids.
AAACAAAAAUAAAAAAAAAAAAAGAAAGUCGUAAAAGGGGUAGAAUUGGGGGAGAGAUGGGCCAGGCUCUCCGGCGAUCCUCGGGGAAGGUGCGCCCCCCUCCGCCGCCGCCUCCUCCGCCACCUCCGCCGCCGCCGACGUCUCCUCCUCCGCCGCCGCCGCCGCCGUCCGCGGCGGCAAGGGGCGGCGCCGCGGCGCAGGAUCGGGUCGACAUUUCCGAUGCAGAGGUGACUACUUCAACUAAAGAUGAUCAUGGUGUACUUGCGGAGCGGGAUCCAAUGUAUGACGACAUGCUCAGGCAUAUGGUUGGUAGAAUCACAUCAAAGCCUGGAGGCAAAUUAGAAAUGGGUGAGGCAUCAAUUGUAGAGCGAUACAAUCGGCCAUUGCCGAAGCUUCGGAGCUCAAAAGCUGACGCUGGAGGGAGCGGGGGAAGGCCGCUUCCGCCUGGAACCCUGAACGUAGCGCAAAUCCGCCAAAUCAUCCUCCUCCAUCAGGGGAAGUCGGAUUAUCACCGCGGGCCGAUGGCCGUUCAAGAAAUCGCGGAGAAAUUCAGGAUCGACGCCGCCGAAGUUCGAAAGAUCGUGCAAUUCCUCUCGUUUCCCCAAGAAGAAACUGACAAGAAAACAGAAGACUGACAGCCAAAGCAUGGCUUCAAUUUAUUGACUUCUUUCGGAAAGAUGGUAUCACACUUGUGCUGUAUAAAGAGCUCAAACAAGCUGCAAAAUUUUACUCUUGUAUCUUAUUGAUCCCAAUUUUCCCAAGAGUGGGGAUUUCAAUUUUUUAGUUUCCACACAGGCACAGUACCUUACUUCACUAGGGUUUACUAGUGAAAGGGGGAGCAAAACAGUAACAUUUAUGUUUUUUGGUUUAGUGAAGUUGCUCUGUCCUU